AUGGCUCGUCAUCCAGGUGAAGGAUCAGAGCGGGAAUCAUCUGCAGAUCCAUUAGACUUGAUUUCCCCACCUAGAUCAACUCAACCCGUUGUCCAACCUCCUCGAUCAAAAUCAACUUCCAUCUCAGCUUCGACUUCAACAUCGAGGAAGAGGAAUAGUAGAAGAACUAGCUCAAGAUCAGCCUCUCCUGUCAAAAAGGGGACGAGUAAAUCCGAAACGACAAAAUCAAAAUCAACAUCUCCAGAGAAGAAAGUUGUAAGGCGGGUUGUACAUGGAUCACAAUCAGAAUCAGAAAAUUUAGACGAAGUUAUAGUUGAGGAAGAAAGGAGUAAUUCUAAAAGGCAGAUGAAGAAGAGGAGAAUACAGAGUGACAGUGAAGAAGAUAAAGAUGGAGGUAUGAAAUCUAUAAUUGCUGCCAAAGACGCAGACGGGGAGCAAAGGACAGAAGAAGUGGCUAGAUUGGCAGGGCAAUCCCAUGAGCCGGCGGAUGACCUUCAUGAUCAUGAAGAGGUGAUGAUGGAGGAAGAACUUGGUGACAUGAAUAUAGCUGUGGCUCAAGAUGAUGAGGUGAUGGGAUCGACUUCAGUGCAGGAUGGGACGGUGGACGAGGAGAGGUCUGAUGCUGAAGUGGAUAGCCACCAACAAGAAGAGCAACCAGAGGUAUCAGGAACCUGGGAAGGAGAUAACAUGGAACUGGAUAACAAAGGCAACGGUGAUACCACUUCAAUUCAAAAUGAAAAGGCAGAACCAAAGCCAACCCCAACACCUCCAGAGAUCGAUGGUACGAAUGACACCAACCUCCAGGCACAUCCCUCACCCAACAUAUCUCCAUCAGCUACGAUCGGUCCUAUACAAGCUGCCGAUCCUCCCAUUGACGAGGCUCCUAUGGCUGAGACGUUCGAAAUACACAAGGAGCCUAAAGAUCUAGCUCAGGACGAUAUUGAGGGAAUGAUCAAGGGCGAUGAUCUUACAGCAACUUCAGAUACAGCACAAACGAACCAACCUGAUCUAUUGUCGGAUCGUCAGAUAGAGAUUAUUGUUGACACCGACGGAGGUCUUCUCACAGAAAAAGAAGGUGAAGCGGUGGCAAAGAAAGAAAAUCAGGAUGAAGCAGAACAAGUAGGAAACAUCAACAGCACGACAGACCACAUAGGAAUUGGACAAGCUACUUCGGUUGGAGAUUCAGAAGAGGUGAUUGCCAAGCCGGAGCAUGGGAUUAUUGAGCAACGUGAAGAGCACUCUGUAGAAGAAAAGAUGGAUAUCGACUCAGCAGAGAAGACAGAUCAGGUAGUAGAAGCGGAAGGAGAGAUGGAAAUCGACACAAUACCCAACCACGAUGUGGAAGAACAAGGUGAGGGUGAGAAUGAGAUCGGGUCCUCUCAUAACGCUACUCCCUCGCCCUCAUCGCCUGCCAUAUCCAUUACAGCUUCUCAAGCAUCUACAAAUGUCACCAAACCGAAUAAGAAGGCACCUGCAACUAGCAAGAAAAAAUCUGCGAAUACUGGUAGUAAGAAGGUGUCCACUCCUAUAUCGGUUGGAAGUGGGACGGGAGCGGGAACAGGUAAGAAAGGUGCUGGCAAGGGGAAGGGGAAGACUAAGGUCGAAGAGUUGAAAGGAGCGUCUAGCUCAAAACCAAAGUCCAGUGGUAGUGCCUCUUCGGAUCGUGCACCAACACCCACUACACCCACUCGACCAACUUCUACCUCUAACAACUCGCCGAACCCUUUCCAGUCGCCUGAUAAAAAUGCGAUAUAUUGUGUGUGUCGGAAGCCGUACAACGAGGAGGAGGAUGAGGUGAUGAUGGUAGGAUGCGAAAGUUGCGAUAAUUGGUUUCACCCCAAUUGCGUAGGGUUGACGGAUGAGAUGGUCGAUGCGCUGGAUGUAUAUAUCUGUAAGAGCUGUGAGAGGAGUACCCAUCAAAGAACCAUUUACAAGCAAUUGUGUAAAAGAGAUGGAUGUUCGAAAUCUCUGGCCGGCACGUCAUCCAAGUUCUGCUCUUCAUCCUGCGCAUUUCAACAUUCUCAAUCUCUCUUAUCUUCCAUGACCAACAAAAACACCCUCAAACAACUGGCCAAGACAUUCAUUGGAUUUCCUGAACCCAAAUUGGGAAUCAGUACUGUUAACCAUGCCGAUCACACACCAAGCCUUCAACCCAAUCUGUCGACUUCUCAUCGUUUGGUAGAUCUAGGAAAGCAGUUGGGAAAAGUCAAUAAGUCUAUUGAAUCGGUGAUGAAACGACAACAGAUAUUGGAUGAGGUAAUUAGAAAAGCUGAAAAUGCGAUUUUGACGAUUAAUGUCAUUGAGGAAGAGGAAGAAGAAGUUCGACAAAGUAAGAAGGGAAAGAAGAAGAAAAAUGGAAUGAACAUAAAUGGAAAUGGGAUUGGGAGUGGGAAAGAUGAUAAACCUUGUGGAUGGAAUAAGAUCUUGAUUGCGGAUGACCAAGAAGUACGGAGCUUCAAUCUUACUGAGCAAGAACAAGGUAUCAAAUCAGAAGAAGACGAAGGGGAAAUCUGCAUGAGAGGGAAAAGAAGAUGUGAUAGGCAUCAAGGAUGGCAAAGAACAAUAGCCGCUCAAUUGGAAAUUGAAAUGGCAAGUUUGGAACGAACUCAGAAGAACUUGGUAGAUUAUAUAGAUAGUUUGAAGUCUUCCAGUGAAGUGAUAACAUUCUCCAAUGAGAUCAGGAAUGGGUUCCUCGAACGUAAGGGGCUCUUGAAGAGCUAG
Molecule: messenger RNA, 2721 nt
Organism: Kwoniella botswanensis
Lineage: Eukaryota; Fungi; Basidiomycota; Tremellomycetes; Tremellales; Cryptococcaceae
Exons: 9
Coding region: 1-2721 (906 amino acids)
Cellular component (GO): Set1C/COMPASS complex
Source: RefSeq, a predicted model, not a curated record